Colletotrichum destructivum is the source of this 2480-nucleotide messenger RNA. RefSeq lists its product as uncharacterized. The transcript has a single exon. Gene Ontology annotation, cellular component: membrane. The record is from RefSeq and is a predicted model, not a curated record. Bases 38 to 1699 code for a protein of 553 amino acids. Gene Ontology annotation, molecular function: acetylglucosaminyltransferase activity. Lineage: Eukaryota; Fungi; Ascomycota; Sordariomycetes; Glomerellales; Glomerellaceae.
GACGAAGAACAGUUCGACUCUUGUGUGUUUCCGGACAAUGGGAGCUAAGCUGCCUGGUCCGCAUCGCGCCUGCAGUAUGCGUAACCCACUCACCAGAAUGCUGCUUUUCGCAGUCGUCGUCUUGGUCAUCAUGGCCCUCACACUGAGAAACGACGCCAUCGACGUCCGCGGCCGCAUCAUGAAGACGGGGACCGGUGUCAAGUCCUCCAUCACACACCAACAACCCCUGGACGCCGUCAAGUCCCACGCCUCCUCGUCUCUCUCCGACAAGAUCCCCGCCGAGCCCGCUCCCUCAACGACACAUGUCAUGAACUGCGAUGUCAACACCGACCACCUCAGGACGCUCAAGGACAAGUACGGCCUCGCCGACAAGAUCCACUACUUCAAGCGCUACGUCACCUUCACCCGCAAGGCCAUCCAGCGCAAGGGCUACACCGUUCUGGACCAGGACUUCCUCCCCAAGAAGUUCAAGACGGUUGACAUUGGCAAGUCGUACGCCCCCGAGGACUGCGCAGCCCCUCUGGAAGUCCCCGUCACCCAGUCUCCCUACCCCUCCACCGUCAAUGCCUCUGACUUCAUGUUCGCCGUGUCCACCACCUACAAGCGUUUCAACGACCCCAAGACCAGUCCGAUCAAGGAGUGGUCCCACUGGCUAACCGACAGCAACGGCAAGUCCAACGGCGGCAAGCUUCUGCUACUCCUUCUCGACGCCAGCGACGCCGAGCUCAAGGACGCCAGCGACAGGCUCAAGAGAGUCGGCAUCGACGCCGAUGUGGCGCACUCGGACCCCUCCAUGGAGAUGGCCGUUCGCUACUUGACCCUCGUACCCUAUCUCUACAACCAUCCCGAGCGGAAGACGAGAAAGUGGCUCGUCACUUGCGACGACGAUACCUACUUCCCCAGCAUGCACGGUCUCAUUGACAAAUUUGCUACUUUCGACCACCUCGACCCUCUCUACAUCGGAACCCUCUCCGAGGACGUCAACGCCAUUCACCGCCACGGAUCCCAGGCUUUCGGCGGUGCCGGCGUGUUCCUCAGCGUACCUCUCGCAGCUGCCAUCAACCAGUUGUACGAGUCGUGCAAAACGGAGCAAAAGGUCAAGGAGGCCAACUCCGGCUGGGGCCCCCAAGGCGACAUCCUUCUCCGCAAGUGCAUUUACGAGAACACCGAGGUCCGCCUGACCAACUUGUGGGAGCUGUGGCAGCUUGACUUGUUCGGCGACCCAGCCGGCUUCUAUGAGUCUGGCAUCAAGCCCCUGAGCUUGCACCACUACAAGGGAGGCGGCUGGCACUUCGCCAAGCCCUUCCAGUCGUCCAAGGUUGCCCACGCCUGUGGCGAGGACUGCUCAUACCAGCGAUUCAUCACGGCCGACGACUUCAUUAUCGCCAACGGCUUCAGCAUUGCCCACUACCCCCAGGGCAUCGAUUUCAACCUCGACCAGAUGGAGCGCACCUUCACCCCCGCUCCCGAUGAUAUUGGCUGGAACCUGGACUACAUGUUCGGUCCCCAGCGCCGAUCCCUGCACAAGACUGGCCGAAAGAUCGCCUGGGAGCUUCAGGAGGCUCACGUGCAGGAAGACGGAUCUGUGCUUCAGGUCUACACGAGGAGAAAGGACGACGAGCGCUGGGUCGAGGAGGACGGCGAGCCCAUGAGCAAGAUUGAUGGCAUCAUCGAACUUGUCUGGAUUCCCUCGACAUGAAGCGGUCCCUUUCAUCCCCCGAGCACGAAGAUACGACACGGGCAGAGGAUCUUCCGUGAGAUCACUCGCCUCAUGAUUUGACGGGCCAGAGGCAGUAGAUGGAAAGAGCCACUUUGCAGCAUACUUUCCUCUAGAGCAUUCCGCCAAUCCAGGACAUUCUGGCUCGUUUUGGCGAGCUGUUCUUGGACCACUCUGGCACGAGCCAUAUUCGAUUUAGACUGCAGCCUGAAGGCUAUCUGGCAAAAGCUGGCUAGAAGAUGUUUCUAAGGGCCGACAAAAACAUUCUUGCCAUCCCGGACCAUACGACAGACAACACCGCCUGGACAGCAACAUCAUAAUUAUAAUCCGCUGGCCCGCGAUACCCCCUCCUUUUUCAUCAACUAAAGCUAUCGUUCCGUUGGACUUGCAUUCCGAUUAGGGCAUACAGCUCGCAGUGAGCUUUCGGCGUUUGAGAAUGGUACAGGGUAUUCCUUUACCACUGCAAGCAUUCCAGCCAACGCUAUAUCAUCAUUUUGUUACCUUUCUUUUCUACUCUUGUGGCAUUGCAUUGCACAUAGCUGGAUUGCAUGGACGAGACUUGCAAUCGGUACAUAGAGACGUGCGACAGGGCCGGACGUUCGGAGUCUCAAGGAUAAGGACCGUUGGGUGUCCCUUUGUUUGGAAGUCAUCCACCUGGUUUGGUUUUAGGUGCAAAGAAAAGGCCGUCAACUACGCCUUGUAUAGAGUUUACCAGUAGAACGAUUGUGUAUACCACCAGGAUAAAAAAAUCUUGAAGACAUUC